This is a messenger RNA of Ornithodoros turicata, 2493 nucleotides long. Its product is annotated as BAI1-associated protein 3-like. The transcript has a single exon. Gene Ontology annotation, cellular component: secretory vesicle. Lineage: Eukaryota; Metazoa; Arthropoda; Arachnida; Ixodida; Argasidae. The record is from RefSeq and is a predicted model, not a curated record. Bases 1 to 2493 code for a protein of 830 amino acids.
AUGGAGAUUGGCAGUGGGUGCGAGCUGAAUGUGUUUCAUGAAGCGCUAGCCGAAGAAAAUCGCCAAGAGCUAUGUGGACAGUGUCUGCGGGUAAUCGAGAACUGCGUCGGCAAGCCUACCAGACCUUACAAUGCCACCUCUGGCCAAAUGCUGCAGUACGUACGCGAAGUUUUCGGCGACGUAUUUGAUACGGCGACUAACUUGGCGCGCGAAUCCCGUGGGGACUCCGUCCGCUUCCAAAUCCUGGUGCGCAUUGUUCAGGCUGAGGGUAUCUUCGGCAUUGGACGCACGGACACGUACUGCAAGGUUUGGGUGGACGAACGCACAAAACUCGUGUCGGCGACGCAGAAACGCACCUGCACGCCGCGCUGGGACGAAGAGUUCUUGCUGGAUGUCCAGGAACCUGCCACCAGUCAGCUUGUUAUAGAGGUUUGGAAGAAGGACCCGAAUAGCAUCCGCGAGGCUUUCUCCCGUUUGUUCCACUCGGAUUCCGUACGAAGCUUCUUUGAUUCCAUACACGACCUAUUUGCCAGUUGCUUCCGCCCGCGAAACGAUGAAUUCGUCGGCAGACUUUGUAGGUUAUCGCGCGAGGUCCCUUGUGUCGGGAACGAAGAGUGGCAUACCAUGAAGAACGAAGCCGGUCAGGAUUCGCUCACACGUAUACAGGUGGCUAUCCAUUUUCGUUCCAUACCUCCGGCUCAUUUCAACGUGCUGAAUAGCAUUAAAGGUCACUUUGCUCUCAGUUACCUGUUCCUGCAUCAUCGCGUCUCUCGAUGCGCGAGAGAUGCGCUUCAGUGGAAUAAAUGGGAAGACUGCAUCGAUCGCGAAGGUCUCACGUUGCUGCACCAGCAUUCAAUCUACAACAAUCUUCAAGAAGUUGAGAAGUGUUACUGCUAUCUUCUGGCGGUCGCGGAGUUCCGCAUCAAGAACUACGCCCGCAUCAACUACGCUGUCGCUUACCUCCUCUUCAAGGAACUUCAGCUCGAACUCCAGCAAGCCAGGCACCAGUUCAUCAGCGAUUCGGUAGCCCGCCUUAUACCGGCAUUCGCAUUUCACAUCAGCGUGCUGCUGGCAGAUUUUCGACAAGCUUUCCAGCUGCAUGAUCAGAGGCACAACCUCGACCUUUCGGGAGUGCUAUCUAUUUGCACGGUUAUGGAAACCAUUCACCCGAUGCACAUCAUCGACUCUGCUUGCAACGCCUUGCGCAAGAACGAGGAAGAAUGGUACAGGAGCCUCGCUCAAGAAUGUAGCGGUAUGAAUGACCUUUCAACAGUGACGUUUGUGCUGGAGCGCAUCGGUUCGCAGCAAGAGAAAGCCAACAUGAUCUUUCAACAAACCUGGAAAGAAACCCACACGAGCAUCACAGUUGACCAGUUAGAUGUCUUCUUUGAACAAGAAGUGCGGUCUCGUGUGGUGCGCUUGUGCACAGCUAUUCACAAGUCCGCCCGCGAGAACGACGAAUUAGUCGAGGCGUCCCUGCAGAUGUUCACAGUUAUUCAAGCAUUUGUGCGCAAGACCUUGCCGUUCAUAUCGUCUUCAAGAACGAAUCUUCGCAUCCUAAGAUAUCGCGAGUGGUUCGGCGCGAAAGUGAUGGUUGAGUGGUUUACGAUUGCUUCAAAAUGCAACAAGCUGGUCAAGGUGUUUGUUGAGCGUGACCCCCUUCUGCCCAUGAACCCAAAUGUCAAAUACGGUUCUUCAUACAAGGAGACCGUAGGGGCAAUUCACGAGCGUUUUAUCAAACUCUGGAAACUCAUCAACUGGUCAAACUUCUCCUGUGCUCUCGCAUUUAUUGACAGCAUCAAGAAAUGGGUAUCCCUGUAUGCCAUCAAAAUAGAAGAGCGGGUCAAUACCGGCUUUGCCGACGAGUCCGGCGACUGCGUAGUAUCUGCGAGACUCUGCGUUGCAAUCAACAAUCUCACAGCCAUGAUGUACUACCUGCAGGCCAUUCGCUCCAACAUCCUGGACAGUCUCGUUGGAACGCCCCAGGGCCUAGAACAGUUCAUCGAGUUAGACCUCAAGCUCCAGAGGGCAACCACGUGCCUGGCGUCAUCUGAAGCCAGGGUUUCCAACAUUGUUGUCCAAAAGAUCCAGCCCGAAAUAGAGAGGCACAUGAGCAGCGUUUUGCAAUGUGAAAACACGGUCGAGCAAGAGAUCAGAGUCAACUUACUUCAGAAACACACAAUGGCGUGCGUUACGGCACUCCACAGUAACCUCGAAGCCAUGGCUUUCAAGAGCGUGCUUCGCACCCUUUGGAAGAAGGUCGUCCUACUGCUCAAGCAACUCAUGAAUAAGUUACAAAACUGGCACUUUUGCACUUUCCAGCUCAACUCUGUGUCCUUUCUCGGCGUCUCCAAAAUGAUGGAACGACUGCCCAAGUGCUUUGUGGCCAACGACUGCGGGCUCUCGCGGGCAGAGUUGAACGACGACUUGUCCGUGCUACGAAACCAGCUCGAAAACCUGAUGCGGCUAUUUGACAUCAUGACGAGUACGUGA